Molecule: messenger RNA, 630 nt
Organism: Blumeria graminis f. sp. triticale
Lineage: Eukaryota; Fungi; Ascomycota; Leotiomycetes; Helotiales; Erysiphaceae
Source: the annotation of a GenBank genome assembly
AUGUACAUCAAGUUUACUUCAUUCGUUGCUUUUCUACAUGCAACUUCAAAUAUGGCGGAUGAUUCUAAAAAUUCUAGUAUUAUUCAAUCAGAUCCAUUCAACCUCUUCGUGUCAUCUGUGAAAGAAAAAAUAGGUAACUCACUCUUGACUUCAUGUCAUGAGGGUGCUGCCACAGACGCGCUUUGCAACUCCUUGACUCCUUUGUCAAAUAUUUCGAGAUCUUUGUAUCGUUUAAACAACACCAUGGCUAAAAAUCUCGACGAAAAAUUCCGUGACCUUGGUAUUCUGACGGAAGUUCUACACGGAGUUAAUUUCAAAUUAACAAUACCUAUGAAUCUUGUCUUUACAGAAAAUUCUAGUGAUGCUAUACCACUAUUUAUGCCUUUAGACACUGGAACCCUCAUAGGCUUUGAUGCUAACGACAACAUGUUUGUUCCGAGGAAAUCUGGCGACGAAGAGACUCCACCGACACACAAAUUCAUUCCUGAAUACCGAUGGAAUAUGUGUGACACGAACAUAGGUUAUCACUAUCGAACACUUGUAUGGAUUGCCGACACGAAUUUAUCUGUAUCAAGUAACACUAUUAAUUGUGAGAAGAUAUGCGUGACUCGAAAGUUUAUCACUCCCUAA